Pecten maximus is the source of this 3960-nucleotide messenger RNA. RefSeq names its product PHD finger protein 14-like. Bases 47 to 2542 code for a protein of 831 amino acids. The transcript has 22 exons. Gene Ontology annotation, biological process: regulation of transcription by RNA polymerase II. The record is from RefSeq and is a predicted model, not a curated record. Lineage: Eukaryota; Metazoa; Mollusca; Bivalvia; Pectinida; Pectinidae.
ACUUGGCUCAUUUUCACGUUUUCUAGACUGAGUUCUAUCACUCAACAUGGCAGAAAACAACUUAGAACUAGAAGAGGUUGACCCAAGCGUGGAAUUUUUGUAUAAAACGAUGUUACAAAGAGAUCCAAAGAAACGCAGAGUGAAACCAGUGCAGCGUCAUCUCAUACAGGUGGACUUUGGAGGAGGAGACGAUAGCGAUGAUGAUAGCGACUUUGAUGUAGAAAAACAUCACAAAGGCUCAGAUGACUCGGAUGCUGCUGAGCUAAGUGAGAAGGAUGACAACAAUGAUGACAAUGAAGAUGAUGAUAGUGAUGAGGAUGAUGAUUCCAGUGAUUCAUCUAGUGAAGAUGAAUAUCCUAAAGAAGAAAAGCGUGCAACAGAAGGAGUCAAAAUCGAGACUACGAGUCUGGAGGUCCCGUCUGGAAUUGAUGUCAAACAGGAAGGAGUUUCCGGCUCUGGUGGAAAUGGAGUGGUUGUGGCGAGCAGCCUACCAGCCAGCAGUGUGUAUCCUCUUUACAGACACAAACAGAUCCGGGUCACUAUCUGUUGUGUCUGCCUUGGAGAUAUCAGUGAAGAAGAUGAUGAGAUUGUCGAAUGUGACAACUGUGGAGUUUCUGUCCAUGAAGGUUGCUAUGGUAUCAGUGAGAACCAAUCAAAUGCCAGCACUGAAUCGUCAGCCAGUACAGAACCCUGGUUCUGUGACGCCUGUAAGGCCGACUGUAAACCAACUUGCGAACUUUGUCCGAAUCCCGGUGGGAUAUUUAAAGAAACAGAUGCGGGAAAGUGGGUACACCUAGUCUGUGCUCUCUACACUCCUGGUGUUGCCUUUGGAGAUGUGGACAAACUCAGCCCUGUUACCCUGUUUGAAAUGCCCUACUCAAGAUGGGGUGCACGGGAAUGUUCGCUGUGCGAGGAUGCUCGGUUCAGCAGAACAGGUGUGUGUAUCAGCUGUGAUGCGGGCAUGUGUAGGACUUACUUUCAUGUAACAUGUGCCCAGAAGGAAGGACUGCUGUCUGAGGCUGCUCCUGAAGAAUGCAUGGACAUUGCCGAUCCUUUCUUUGCCUACUGUAAGAUGCAUGCUGAUAAAUUGAUGGCUCGGGCUAAGCGGAGAAAUUGGCUCGCCAUACAGUCACAUAUCAAGAAACACACAGAGAAAGUGAUCGAGGACGAGAAGGAAAAGACACGAUUUGACAGAAAACUAAACAGACAUAGACAAAAGUACAGAAUAUCAAAAUUCAAGCGGCCGCCAUCAUGGGUACCGACACAGAAGCUGGUGAGAUAUCUGACAUCGAGUCCCUCCUGCGUAAAGAAGAUGCUACGGAAGGCAGAGCUGAUGGGAAUCAUUACCCAGGUACAGCAUGUCACAGAGGAGAAACAGGAGAUGCGCAAGAAAACGCAUAUAUCUCCGGCUUUGUCUGUGGAGUUCAUCAGCUACUACCUUGAAAGGAACAGUAAGAUUGAUAACAUCAAAAGAAACAUCACAGAGAAUGUUACACAGAACAGUAUGCUGCAAAAACAGGAGAGCAUCCUCCGCCGUCAGUAUGACCAGCUGCUUGCUGAUAUUGACCGCCUAAAGGACCACUCACAGCGAUUGAAACAGGAGGGAUCGAACAUGUACAGCAUGCUUACAGAGAUGAUGGUCAAGCCUCUCACUAUGCCAGAGAUGUUCAAUACCAAGAGAGCCCCAGUCAAAACCCCAACAAGACACGAUAGUGUACCCUGUGUCUCACCUCCUGCCAUCAUUAACCAGUGUGCUGUGUGUAAAAAGUCCUGUAAUCCACAUCUACUGGUGAAGUGUGACCUAUGUAAAAAGUAUUACCACCUGGGCUGUCUGGAACCACCACUCACUCGCAUGCCCAAGAAAACCAAGCUGAUGGGCUGGCAGUGUUCCGAGUGUGAUAACUCCAGCAGCGGUCCGGAGGAGGGCAAUAAGGAGGACAUCAAUGCUCCACGUCGACUACGAGAGAAAAUCAAAGAGCCUUUCAAAUGGUCACCUGACCUUAAAUAUGAAUUUGAAAAGUUACCAUCAAAGUACAGCGUGAAGAGUGGUACCAAGAAGGGAAGACAGAAGAAACGAGUAAACAAGGAGGAUGUAUCAGUCGCGGAGAGUCCCUCCACCAGUAGACCGAGUGUGGAUAAAUUUAGUCCCUCCACCAAUAGACCGAGUGUGGAUAAAUUUAGUCCCUCCACCAGUAGACCGAGUGUGGAUAAAUUUAGUCCCUCCACCAAUAGACCGAGUGUGGAUAAAUUUAGUCCCUCCACCAAUAGACCAAGUGUGGAUAUAUCUGACACUCCUGUAACUAAGACUGAACCAACACCAGAUACAUCAAUUAAGCUAAGUCAGCCUCCACCAUCCAAGAAACAGAGAGGAGGAAAAGAGGAACACUUUCGUGGGGAGUUGAUGUGUGUUGUGUGUAACGGGCUGGGAGACUUCACCAACACUGUCAGCUGUGAUGAGUGCAAGCUUAGUUACCACUUCGGAUGCUUUGGACCCUCCUGCCAAGAAGUCUCCCAAACAGCGAGGAUACUCCUGGCAUUGUGAGGCAUGUGAUCCUACAGACAACUCGGAGGACGAGGAAGAGGAUAUGGAAGAUGAUGGUGGCAACAAGAAUGAAGAAAAUGAGGGAAAAUAAAACAUUUCCUGUACACACACUGUAGUGCUAUAUCUAUAUGUGACUGGACCAGUAGCUGAAAUAGUACAAGUAGUGAAGUACUUCUGAUAAAUAGAUGGACAUAUUCAGUAUUUGUAAGAGAAGAUUCCAAUUUGUUAAGAUUGUUUUGUAUUCUUAACAGAAGAGAGUGAAGUAUCUUGGGGUAUGUCGUGAUCAGUAAGUUUAUCAUUAUCCCCAGCAUCAUCAUUCGGGAUGAAGCAUUCCAUUCGUACAUCAGAGUGUUCACCUUUUGUCAGCGUUCUAUCAACUUCAUUUUAAACAGACCUUGAACAUAUACCUCAUGGUCAAAUAUUAGAAUACCUGGAAUGAGUUUGUGUUUCAGGGUGCCAAGAUCAAGAAUGAGGUCACUAUUACUACCUAUAGAAAAUCUCUGUCAGUCCUUUCGUAAUUUAAUAUUUAACCGAUUUUAAAUCAGCUUCAUAUGAGAUGACCUGAACAUGUGCCAUGGUCAAGGACAAGGUUACUGUUACUAUUUUAGAAAAUCAUUGUUAGUGCUCUUUGAUGGAUUUUUGUUCAAACUUCAUAUAUAAUUGUUCAAAUAUGAGAAAACCUCAAGUGAGUUGAUCUCGGCGCUUAUCACUGGGUAUAUCAGUGGGUCUAUCAAGGGGAUUGUAUCCUUUGUCCUUAAAGGAAUUUAAUAAUUUUGUAUGUUAUGUUAGCACUGUAGUCCAUAAGGUUAGCAUUGUUUACUCUGUGAAAUAAGAGGCAACUGGCUGUGGUCAACCUAUUGUUAUCUGAUGUGAAAUAAGAGGCAACUGACCGUGGUCAACCUAUUGUUAUCUGAUGUUACUGAGCUGACGUCGUACAUUUCUUGCCGUGUAAUCCUCUAACAUUGUGGUAAUGAGUUUUGUGAUGAUUGUCUUAUAUUGAAGCCAAAACACAUCCACAAACUAUGAGAAAGAAUGUGCCAUAUAUAUGUUUAUAUCUGACUAAGUAUGAUAGCAUCUGUUAGAUCAACAUAACACAGAGCUCCAGGAACUAUCUGUAUUAUAAACUUUACCUGGGUUGUGAAAAAAGUAAAAUACAAAUAUAUUUACAGUGCUGAACCUUAAUAGCACAGUGUAUCUCUUACAAGGAGCCCGUUUCCUACUUUUGGGUUGUGAAACAGUUGCUGGUGUACUAGCUGAACCAUAGCCAUGAUUGUCAGUUUAUGGAUGCUUUAGUUCUGUAUAAUGAAGAGCAUAUAAAGUUGAAUUGAGUUGAGUGAAGGAAAGAUUUCUGAUUUUACUUUGAUACAUGUUUAAUAUGUAAAUACUUAUUUACAAGUGCAAUAAAUGUUAAAAUGUGA